AUGCAUGUACACAAUAUAGAUGACAUUUGCCCUCUUUGUGGUAGAGAAAAAGAAAAUGUUGAACAUUUGUUUCUUCACUGCUUUGUUGUCCAUAGAAUUUGGUUUGCUAUGGAUGCUACUGUUCUUGCUAGUGUGAGAAUUAGAUUUAUAAGCUGCAUUCUGUGGAAUAUAUGGACACUCAGAUGUUCCAUAAUCUUUGACAACAUGCAGUUUAGACAUGUUGAAUUCAUUCAUUGUGUGAAUUGUUUUAUCUCUAACAUAGAGAGAAAUAUAGGUCAUGUACAAGCACCUAGUGUUAGUUCACUUUCAAACCCGAAAUGGAAAGCACCUUCACAGGAUGCUGUUAAAAUAAAUUUUGAUGUAUCCUUUGUAAGUAAGGAUCUACCUAUUGGAAUGGGACUAAUAGCUCGUAAUUCUUCAGGGGAAUUCCUUGGAACAAAAGGGACCACUGAUAUAACAGUAUAUGAGGAACAAGGGGAAGCAACUGCGGCAGUGGAAGCGAUCAAAUGGGCAGCUGGGAGGAAUAUUUAUGUACUGCAUUUGGAAGGUGAUAACAAGAAUGUAGUGGAUGCUAUUGAUGGAAGGACUGGAGGGAUUAAAUGGACAAUAAACAAUGUUAUUCUGGAAUGCUUGAAUUUACUUAGUGCUUUUAAUAAUUGGAAAUGCUCUCAUGUUAAAAGAGAAGCAAAUAGUAUAGAUGAUGAUAUUGCAAAAUAUAUGCAAGAAUCAACACAAACACUGAAUGGAAUGUUUGUCCUCCAGAUUUUAUCUUAA
Messenger RNA from Papaver somniferum (opium poppy), 774 nucleotides. RefSeq lists its product as uncharacterized. The record is from RefSeq and is a predicted model, not a curated record. Bases 1 to 774 code for a protein of 257 amino acids. NCBI's taxonomy places the organism in Eukaryota, Viridiplantae, Streptophyta, Magnoliopsida, Ranunculales, Papaveraceae. The transcript is spliced from 2 exons. Gene Ontology annotation, molecular function: RNA-DNA hybrid ribonuclease activity; nucleic acid binding.